Prunus dulcis (almond) is the source of this 3721-nucleotide messenger RNA. Its product is annotated as nucleolar protein 6. Gene Ontology annotation, cellular component: small-subunit processome; CURI complex; UTP-C complex. The transcript is spliced from 26 exons. The coding region runs from base 107 to 3268 and encodes 1053 amino acids. Gene Ontology annotation, biological process: tRNA export from nucleus; rRNA processing. The record is from RefSeq and is a predicted model, not a curated record. NCBI's taxonomy places the organism in Eukaryota, Viridiplantae, Streptophyta, Magnoliopsida, Rosales, Rosaceae.
ACCUCUUCCGUUAAACCCUAAACCCUAAAUACCAGAAGCUUUACCAGUUUCCAACUACACGUUCGGUUUUAGCUCCGAAAGCAAAACCAAAGCCAGAAGAAGAACAAUGGAAUCAGUUGCAGACACGAACUCAGUGGACCUGAAGGUGACGGAGCUCUUGAAAGAGGUCCAGCUAGACUAUUCACCUGCAUUCACUAAGGCCGUAGACGACGCCGUUUCAGCCAUCAAAGGAGCCAUCGAUAAAAUCCCAGAAAACCUCAAGGUUACAGCUGAUGAAGCUCCCGGAUUCGUCAGAGACAUUGGUGCAGACAAGGUUGAGUUUGAGUUUAAGAAGCCGAAAUCAAUUGCAGUUGGUGGGAGUUAUGCCCUACAGUGCAUUGUAAAACCUGAGGUUAAUGUGGACCUUUUGGUCAGGUUGCCAAAGGAGUGUUUCCAUGAGAAAGACUAUUUGAAUUACCGGUACCAUGCGAAAAGGUGCCUGUACCUUUGUGUAAUUAAAAAGUUUUUGAUGUCUUCUUCAUUAAUUCAGAAGGUUGAAUGGUCCACCUUACAGAAUGAAGUCCGGAAACCUGUAUUGAUUGUCUAUCCAGGCAUGAAGCUUGUUGAAGUCCCUGAGUUUUGUAUAAGGAUAAUUCCUACAGCACCAUCCCUUUUUAGCAUUCCGAAAUUGCACUUGAAUCGCAAUAAUGUUCGUGCACUAAAUCAAGACGGCAUUCCUCAGGCGACUCCUAAGUACAAUAGUAGUAUUUUGGAAGACAUGUUUAUUGAAGAUAUGGAAGAAUUUCUCAAGAAAACUUUUCUGGGUUGGAAGGAAUUACAAGAGGCCUUAAUGUUGCUGAAGGUCUGGGCUCGUCAGAGGACACCAAUAUAUGCUUAUGAUUGCUUGAAUGGAUUUUUAAUCUCUGUCAUAUUGUCAUAUCUUGCGGAUAGAGAUCGUAUUAAGAAAUCAAUGAAGGCAAUGCAUAUACUCCGUGUAACACUGAACUUCAUUGCCACUUCAGAGCUUUGGAAACAUGGGCUCUACUUUACGCCGAAAGGCCAAAAUGCUAUUCCAAAGGAGAAAAGGUUGCCUCUUAAAGAAUCAUUUCCAGUUGUUAUAUGUAGUCCAUCUACAAACUUUAAUUUGGCCUUCCGGAUGACAAGGGUUGGAUUCCUCGAGCUCCAAGAUGAGUCUGCUUUGACACUUGAAUGCAUAAAGAAAGGUAGAGAUUGUGGAUUUGAAGAAAUUUUUGUGACUAGGGUUGACUAUCCUGCAAAAUAUGAUCACAUCAUAAGGUUGAACUUAAAGGGGAACAGUAAAGUUUAUGCGUCAGGAUUUUGCUUGGAUGAUGAAUGCUGGAGAUUGUAUGAGCAGAAGGUGCAUAAUGUUUUAAUUCAAGGAUUGAGUGACAGAGUGAAGACUGUACGUGUCACUUGGAGAAACAUGUUAUCUGAAUGCAGCAUAAAAGAUGGAUUGUCAACACUCAAUGCAGAGCCAUUGCUUAUUGGAAUUUCAGUGAGCUCUUUAGAUAAAGCUUUUAGGAUUGUUAAUAUUGGUCCAGAUGCUGAUAAUAAAGAGGAGGCUCUCAAAUUCCGCAAGUUCUGGGGGGAGAAGGCGGAGCUCAGGAGAUUUAAAGAUGGUAAAAUUGCAGAAAGCACAGUUUGGGAAAGUGAUCAAUGGAAAAGACAUAUCAUUUUAAAGAGGAUUUCUGAGUAUGUGCUUCUGCGACAUCUUUCUGUAUCAAAAGAGAAUAUAAUGCACAUAGUGGAUCAACUUGAUUUCUCGUUGCUAUAUGGCACUGAAGAUCCUAUAUCAUCUUCUGGGAGUUUGCUUGGGGCAUUUGAAAUUCUAUCAAAACAACUGCGUCUUAUUGAAGACAUUCCUUUGAAGGUUUCUACUGUGCAUCCCCUAGAUUCAGCUUUCAGGUUUUCAUCUGUCUUCCCACCUGAACCUCAUCCCCUUGCUAAUGAAAAGGGUACUUUUCUAAGACUACGUAAUCUCCCUCCUUCCUGCAUUCGUCCGCUGGAAGUUAUGAUCCAGUUGGAAGGUUCUGGAAACUGGCCAAUGGAUGAUGUUGCGAUUGAGAAAACUAAAUCUGCAUUCCUUCUCAAGAUUGGAGAGAGUCUCCAGAAUAAUUGGGGGAUGACAUGUACAGCUACUGAGGAUGAUGUGGAUGUUUUUGUCUCUGGAUAUGCCUUUCGCCUUAAAAUUUGGCAUGAGAGAGGCCUGACUUUGUUGAGACGGGAAACUGGAAAUGAUCAAGUGAAGCAGGUUUCUAAUAUGGACAGGGAACUUUAUUUUCGCAGUCAACAUUCCAGCAUGAUUAAUGGAUUACAGGGUUGUUACGCAGCAUAUGGGCCAGUUGUUAGGCUUGCAAAACGGUGGGUUGCAUCGCAUCUGUUUUCUGCUUGCUUGGUGGAGGAGGCAAUUGAGCUAUUGGUUGCAUACAUUUUUUUGAAGCCUUUACCAUUUAAUGCUCCUUCCUCACGGAUCACUGGAUUUUUAAGGUUCCUGCGAUUAUUAGUGGAUUAUGACUGGACCUUUUCUGCAUUAGUUGUUGACAUAAAUAAUGAUUUGACUCCAAAUGAUGAGAAAGAGAUAAGCGAUAACUUUAUGUCAAGUAGAAAAACUUAUGAAGAAAAUGUGCAAAGCGUAAAUCCAGCAAUGUUCUUAGCUACAGCUUACGACAAGGCAUCCGAAGCUUGGACCAGAUUCUCACCAAACUCAAUGGAGUUAAAGAGGUUGAUGGCCUAUGCUGGUAGCAGUGCAAACUUGUUGACCAAACUGAUAUCGGAGGAUCAUAAUGAUUCUUAUAGAUGGGAGUGCCUUUUUAAAACUCCUUUGAACAAUUAUGAUGCUGUGAUUCUUCUCCACGGAGAUAAAUUACCUUACCCCCAACGUCUUCUCUUCUCGUCCGAAUUAAAUCAAGGGGUGCAUGUGGCACGUGGGAAUGCGAGCAAGGUUUUUCACCCCUUUCUUUUGCCUGGUGACCUGAAUGGAAACUCAGAGGACCUAAGGAAUAAGCUAUUGGUAAACUUUGAUCCAAUGAGGUGCUUUGUUGGGGAUAUAGAGAAAGAGUACUCCAACACCUUCAAGCUAUGGUAUGAUUCUCUGGGUGGUGAUGCUGUUGGCAUAACGUGGGGGAGAUAUAGUUCAAAGAAACGGGGGCGGGAAGAAGAAGCAGAGGAAGUAAAAGAUCCAACUGAUAUAUUAAAAGAUGUCGGUAAAGUUGGAAAAGGGUUUGUCAGGGGCAUUUAUCUUCUCAAAGCCCCAAGGCUCAUUGGUUAAAUCUAUUAUAUCGUCAAUUGCUCAAAACUUAAUGGGUGACAAGAAUUUUACUUCUCAGCUGCAGCUGCUUGUUGACACGAUAAGCAACCCUCAGCUCCAUUAGUUUAACGCCGAGGGCACCCAUUUAGAUCCUUGUCGCAAUCAUAAGCUUGAUGUGCGGCUGCAGAUUGAGCGAGUUUAGAGGGUCUUUUUUGUAACAAGUGUAUCAUUAGGUUUACUGGUAAUUGCGAUGCCCAUAACAGAAAGAAGCAAAAAAGAAAAAGGACACUAUUUGUAUAGUCGUAUUUCCAGCCAUGAGAAUUUUACUAUCUGAAAUUGUAUUAUGUUACAGUGAGCAGAUUGAGAGCAGCAUUUUUGUUGAUGAGAAAUUCUUUCGAACUGUUUCAUCUUGUUACUUGAAAGUAGCUUAUGGAAUGAUAUGCUCUAUAUUGUCGAAAAGAGAACAAUUACUCA